This is a messenger RNA of Trichomonas vaginalis G3, 1644 nucleotides long. RefSeq names its product ubiquitin protein ligase activity family. The record is from RefSeq and is a predicted model, not a curated record. Gene Ontology annotation, cellular component: membrane raft; plasma membrane. Lineage: Eukaryota; Parabasalia; Trichomonadida; Trichomonadidae. Gene Ontology annotation, molecular function: ubiquitin protein ligase activity; SH3 domain binding. Gene Ontology annotation, biological process: signal transduction; regulation of signaling. The transcript has a single exon. The coding region runs from base 1 to 1644 and encodes 547 amino acids.
AUGGAUGUUCAAAAAAUCGACUUAUUAAAAAUUAUUUCAGAGACGCCAGCUAAUGAAACAAUACGAGUAGGUCCAGGGCUUGUUGAAUUACCAGAUAAAACUGAAUUUAUCAAAUCAAUUCAAAUAAUUUUCGAAGAAAAUACAAAAGUUGUAUGUAAUUGCCUUCAAAUAAUAGGAUGCACAAUCACGUUUACCAAUAUGAAUUACGAUGGCUAUAUAAAAGCAUUCCAAAGUAUCAUUGAAUUCAAUAAUUGUAAAUUUACUAACGAAAUAACUAAAGUAGAAUAUAUUAUCGAUGCAGAUUUACAAUCUUUACUUACUUGCAGCAAGUGUACAUUUGAAAAUAUCUCAAAAUAUACACUUUUGACCCAAAAUUUAUCAAGUAUUAAUUGUGUUGAUACAGUUUUCAAAAAUUGCAAGCUCUCUGUUAUCCACAAUAACUUUAAAGCAGAAUUUGUUCGCUGUAACUUCUUAAGUACCCAAGAAUCUUUUAUAUUCAAUCAUGAAAGCUCUUUAUGCGUAAUUGACGAUUGUAUAUUCGACACAUCUACUCUUGCAUCGAUUCUUAAUAUAGGAACGAUGACAGUUCAAAAAACUACAUUUAGAAAUUCGAAUGAUACUCAAAUUUCAUGUUUUAACGAUUCAGAGUUGUUUGUUCGCGAUUGUAUAUACGAAUCAUCAAAGCAAACUUCAUUAUUUAUUAAUGAUUCAAAUUUAGAAGUUCAUAAUUGUCAAUUUAGGAACAUUGACGGUAACUGCAUCAAUAUUAUACAUUGUGAUGGCACAAUCAGUGAUUGUACGUUCGAAAAUUCCACUUAUCCCCAUAUUUCCAUGGCAAUUGUCUCAAACAUGGAAAUUUCCAACUGCAGCUUCGUUAAUAGUCCAAGUAGUUGCGUGAUGUGUCGUGGGGGAUCAACUUUGGUCAUUAAAAACUGCUCUUUUGACGGUACAGAAAGAUUUGGACUUGCAACGUGCGAUGGGAAGAUAGAAGAGUGCACAAACUGUAUAUUUAAGAGGUGCAAGCAUGCAUGUGUUGCUUCUUUCGAUAAUGGAAUGUUUAAUAUUUCGGAUUCUAAAAUUAUUGGACCAACCGAAGUCGGAAUUGAAGUAUUUUGUGGUGGAAAUUUGAUUGGAUCGAAUCUUGAUAUCGGAAAAGCUGAAAUUGCAUCAAUUCGGACAAGGUUUGGAGGAUCAAUUAAUUUGACUGAUUCAUCUUUAGAAAAAGAUAGUAAAGUUAUACUACAAGGCAGGAAUUUCAUGAUAAACAAUGUUAAAAACACAGAUGACAUCAGAAUCGAAAAUCUAGAAAAAGAUCCAGUUCCUCGUUGUUUCAAAUGCGGAAAGGACUGUUCACAGAACUUGUUUGACUCUUGUGGCCAUGCCUGUUUCUGCAGGGAAUGCUGUCCUCCGAAGGGAGAGUGUCCUCUCUGUCACCUCGACUACGAAACAGCAAUUAUCCCUCAUCCGAUGUCCACAGACAAACUGUGCGGAAUCUGCAUGGAAGAAGAAGCUGACUCAAUACUGAUACCUUGCGGACACUUGAUUUGUAAGAAAUGCUUCUUGGAAUGGUACAAACAGGACUCUGGAUGUCCUUACUGCAGACACAAAUUUGUUAACUGCCGAUCUUUGGUUCCUUAUGCUUAA